Messenger RNA from Chroicocephalus ridibundus (black-headed gull), 3072 nucleotides. RefSeq names its product FIC domain protein adenylyltransferase (gene FICD). Lineage: Eukaryota; Metazoa; Chordata; Aves; Charadriiformes; Laridae. Gene Ontology annotation, molecular function: protein binding. The record is from RefSeq and is a predicted model, not a curated record. The transcript has 3 exons. The coding region runs from base 95 to 1462 and encodes 455 amino acids.
GCUACUGGAGCCGGCAGCCGGCGGCUCCCGGGGAGGCGGCGGAGGUGGGAGCAGCGGGAAAGGAGAUGUUCCUCGUGUCUGCGCUGGAAGCAGGAUGAAUCUCGUGUCUAUGGCGACAGAUCCCGAGUUGAAAUGGAUAACCCUAUGGGCCCGCAUCAGGUGGGCGGCCGUGCUAGUGCUCCUGCUGAGCUCGCUGGUGAUGCUGCUGCUGCCGCUGGCUGCUGUGGAAGACCAGUGCCACGCAGUGCUCAAAGGGCUCUCCUUCCUGAAGAGUAAACUGGGCACGGGCUCCUCGGGGGUCACCAGAUACACAGGACAAACCACUGGCCUAAGCGUGACCUCUCAUGGGCUGGAGCUGCUGGUGCUGAAAGGCAAAGCCUCCCCAGAAGUGAAGUUAGAAGCCAAAGCAGCUCUGAAUCAAGCCCUCGAAAUGAAGCGCCAAGGAAAGCGGGAGAAGGCCCACAAACUCUUUGUGUACGCCCUCAAAAUGGACCCUGAUUACGUGGAUGCCCUGAACGAAUUUGGUAUUUUUUCUGAAGAGGAAAAAGACAUUCUUCAAGCCGACUAUUUAUACUCCAAAGCACUAACCAUUUCUCCCUGCAACGAGAAGGCCCUGAUCAAUCGGGACCGGACGCUACCUUUAGUUGAAGAGAUAGAUCAGAGGUAUUUCAGUAUUAUUGACAGCAAGGUGAAAAAAGUGAUGGCGAUCCCCAAAGGCAAUUCUGCCCUGCGCCGAGUGAUGGAGGAGUCCUAUUAUCACCACAUCUACCACACAGUUGCUAUCGAAGGGAACACCCUGACGCUGUCCGAAAUACGACACAUCAUUGAGACCAGAUACGCUGUCCCUGGAAAAAGCCUGGUGGAGCAGAAUGAGGUGAUCGGCAUGCAUGCAGCUUUGAAAUACGUCAAUACCACACUGGUUUCACGGAUAGGCUCCGUAACCAUCAGUGACAUCUUGGAGAUACACCGGAGAGUGCUGGGCUACGCCGACCCGGUGGAGGCAGGGCGGUUCAGGACUACUCAGGUGUUUGUAGGACAUCACAUCCCACCACAUCCCCAGGACGUUGAGAAACAGAUGCAGGAGUUUGUGCAGUGGAUUAACUCGGAAGAUGCCAUGAGCUUGCACCCUGUGGAAUUUGCUGCGUUAGCCCACUACAAGUUGGUUUACAUCCAUCCAUUUAUAGAUGGCAACGGAAGGACCUCGCGCCUGUUAAUGAACCUCAUACUAAUGCAGGCAGGGUACCCGCCCAUCACAAUCCGCAAGGAGCAGCGGGCCGAGUAUUAUCAUGUCUUAGAAGUAGCCAACGAGGGCGACGUGAGGCCUUUCAUACGCUUUAUCGCCAAGUGUACCGAGACAACUCUGGACAUGUUGCUCAUUGCCACCACAGAGUACUCCGUGGGCUUACCUGAAGCAGAUGGCAGCACUGCUGGAUGCAAACAAACUAUCCCCGUCAAGACUUGAGGGUUGAGGACACGCAGGAGCCAACGAACGCGUGGGAGAACAGAACGGCAAGCCACUCAGUAUUCCUGCUGGGAAAUAACUCGACAGGAGGUGUCACUCUUUAGCAUUUCAUUUAUUUAAAGUGUCUUACAUUUGAUUAAAUUAAUAUAAUUUAUUUAUAUACAUUAUGCCAAGCUGAAAUGUGAACUGUUGAUGUUGACUGUGCACUAUAACUUGCUUGUGCUACUGGAAGGAGGUGGGGAGAGGUGUUGGAGGGGCUCAACAAGCUGAAGUAGAAUUUAUUUUCUCCUUAAAAUUAAGUUUUGAGAAGCUGCUUCAAUCACAACCCUUCAUGUAGUCGGUCAACUGCAUAGUCUUACCUUGUCAAGGAGCUGCCAGGCAAGACAAAGUCUUAAUUCACUUGUUGCUUUUGUGUUACCUUUUCCCUGUUGUCCAGAAAAACCCCAAAACGCAACCCUCGCAGUAACAGCGCUCUCCCAGCUCUGUUAAUCAGACUCUUUCCAGUCAGUUGUACAAGUUUGCCAGCGCUGAGCAGGAAGGAGACUAAACUCCAGUUAAGCAAAGGCAUCUCUCCCCUCCCGUUUUGGUUUUCAGUAGCACUUUGCAUGUUUACUUUCACUUGCCUUUCCUAGGGUGAGUUUUGUACAAGUGGGAAGUGUUUGGUGUAAGAUUACAGAUGACGUGACUGGAAUAAGAGAAGAAUCGCUCUCUGACUUACUUCACUGAACUGGAAGGUGCUUUUGCUCUACUCCAGACAGAAGAAACUACCUAGUGCCGGGCCUCAGACCCCACUUAAUCAAGCAGGAGCCCUGGGAAACUGCCGCUGUCCUUACACAUUUCAGUUCAGGGUUUGAAAAGGGCUUGUUUCUGCAAAGCUGUGGCCAGAAAAGGUUAUUACACGUAACCACGAGAGAACCUUUAUCAGUUGGGCCAAUUCAGUAAGCAUGUGUACAGCAAGUUUGCCAAAAACUUAAGUUUCUUCGAUCUACACAAGAGAAAACUUUUCUACAGUUAAUUACUAGGUCACAUUAUUACUAUGAUAAACCCGUGAAGAAUCACACGAGGCCUCUUUGUGCUGCAGUGGCAGUUGUAGCACCUGGAAGCUGCUGCGGAAUUCAAAGCAGCACCCUUUAUCUUUGCUUUUAAAUAAAAGCACCUGCAGCCUAACAGAAAAAUAGCUCCCUACACCCCCGCCUGCCAGCCGUGUAACAGCAUAAUUGACCCCAACACCUUUAAGUUCAGAAAAGUUUGAGUCAAUCCAGUUUAAAGUGCUGUUAAGCUUCAACUCUUUGCAAAACAGCAUAAAGACUGGCCCAGGCCAGCGUUAAGUUUCAUCCCUUCUAACUCUUUCUUACCUGCGAGGUAGUUGUGACACAUUUUAAACGGGCAGGCAAGAGCCGGGGAGUUCCCUAUGUUCUACAGCGCCACUCCACGCUUACGUACUGAUUGCUGCUGACAGGGAAAGGAAAAAAUAAGUGAGGAAGGGUGUUCUGUCCUUACAAAGCAUGCUUAUUUUUGAAGUGCAAGGUGAGUAUGACUGAAAUCUGCACUUUAAAGCUCUGGGAAAAAAAAUACAUGUUAUUUUAGUAACAGAUUAAUAAAGUAUUUUA